GUUAUGGAAGAUCUUUUCAAGACAGCAACAAGCACUGUGCUCUCCAAAUGUCCUCGUGAUGUUGAGCUUUUUCAUAAAUACGUAGCUCCUGCCCAGAAGGACAGGUUGGAAGACACACUGAAGAACAAAUUUGUGACGAUUUCCUACAAUGAAGCAGUGGAAAUUUUGAAGCAAGCUUCUCAAACUUUCACUUUCAAGCCAGAGUGGGGCUGUGACUUCCAAACAGAACAUGAAAAGUACCUGGUGAAGCACUGUGGUGAGGUUCCCGUGUUUGUGAUUAACUACCCAUACGACCUCAAACCUUUCUACAUGCGGGACAAUGAAGAUGGACCUCAACACACGGUUGCAGCUGUGGAUCUCCUCGUACCAGGAAUAGGGGAGUUGUGUGGAGGCAGCUUGAGAGAGGAGCGACUGCCCUUGCUCCAGUCACGUUUACAGAGAUUAGGACUUGCAGAUGCCUACCAAUGGUAUCUAGACCUCCGAAAAUUCGGCUCAGUUCCUCAUGGAGGCUUCGGAAUGGGGUUUGAACGCUACCUGCAGUACAUCUUGGGAGUUAACAAUAUCAAAGAUGUUAUUCCUUUCCCCAGGUUUUCCCACUCCUGUCUCCUGUGACUCAGCAGUUGACUCAUGUGGAGAAAACUGUUGGUGUGACGAUAUGUACAGAACACAUUCGGAUAUUACUAAGCCUGUUUUACUGGGAAAUCAAAGUCAUUUUUAUAGCAGUGAAACUCCUGGUAAAUUUAAUACUGGCUUAUUGGAAAUAAUAUAUGUUCUGGUGAGAUUAUGGAAGCACACUUGCAGUGAAUUUGAUAGCAGUUCAUGUCUUCACUGCGCUUCAGGAGUAUUAAAAAAUCCCACUUAACUAAAGGGUUAAAAUUCUCGUGGGACUAGCACUAGCCAUGGAAGGUACUGAAUAAGCGUUGUUGGGAGGUAGUGGGGGGUUUAUAUGAAAUAUUAAUAAGGAGGUGUGACCUAAAAU
Molecule: messenger RNA, 979 nt
Organism: Eurypyga helias (sunbittern)
Lineage: Eukaryota; Metazoa; Chordata; Aves; Eurypygiformes; Eurypygidae
Gene: NARS2
Product: asparaginyl-tRNA synthetase 2, mitochondrial (putative)
Exons: 7
Biological process (GO): asparaginyl-tRNA aminoacylation
Cellular component (GO): mitochondrion
Molecular function (GO): ATP binding; asparagine-tRNA ligase activity
Source: RefSeq, a predicted model, not a curated record